UUGGCUUCAGGGAAUUUAACCAAGAAUUGUAUCGGAGAAGCCACUGCUGAGCAGUUGGUCGAGUUGCACAUCAUGAGUGAAAGCCAACCUGUUGAAUCUUCUAUACUAACAAGAGCACGAACUAGCAAAUGGCCCGCUGUACUUAUGGGAGAUGCCAUAAACACUGUUUUAGCGGAAGCAUACGAACCAUGGUGGAAAACAGUCCCAGUUGGCUCAUUACAACCAGGAAAAGUUUUGGCGACGAGAAUAUUAGCUAGAAGUGAUGUACCACGGUCUCGAACUUCAAUUAUGGACGGAUAUGCUGUUCAAGCAUUGGAUGGCGUGGGUAUCCGUAAUAUGGUUGGAUCAUCUGUUGCCGGUAAACCCUUUGAAGGAGUCUUGCAAGCCAAUCAAUGUGUACGCAUCAGCACUGGUGCUAUCCUCCCCCAAGGCGCUGAUGCUGUUAUAAUGAUUGAGCAAACCAGACUUGUUCAACACAAUGGAGUUGAAGAAACUGAGAUCGAAAUUUGCUCCGCCGUCGAAGUUGGUCAAAACAUUAGAGAGCCUGGCAGCGAUGUAACCCAGGGAGAAGUAUUGUUGGAAAAAGGAUGCAUUUUGGGGCCAGCUGAGAUAGGGAUAUUGAUUGGUAGUGGUCAUAAGGCUAUUCCAAUCUAUCGUAAGCCCAAAGUCUGUGUUAUGAGUACAGGAAACGAGCUCGUAGACUCCAACGACGAUUACGACGAACUUCGUGAUGGUCAAAUCAUUGACACCAAUAGACCACAACUACUAGCUUUAUUCCAAUCAUUCGGUUUCAAACAAGUUGAUGCAGGAAUCGCUCGCGAUAGUCGAGAACAUCUAAUUGAAUCUAUCGAAGUUGCCCUGAGUUGCGCCCCAAUAUUAGUCACUUCUGGUUCAGUAAGUAUGGGAGAGAAGGAUUUGUUGAAAUCCGUUCUUCAAGAUCAUUUCAAAUUCAAGAUUCACUUCGGAAGAGUAAUGAUGAAGCCUGGAUUGCCAGCAACUUUUGCCACGGGAACUUUCAAUGAAGAGAAGAAGUUCAUCUUCGCUGUUCCAGGAAAUCCCGUGUCUAGUUGGGUUUGUUCUCUUCUCUUCGCUAUUCCGUUUCUGAGAAAAGUCGGUGGGCACACUGCUCACCAUCACACCGAAAUUCGCGUGCAGUUGACCGAGAAUAUUAAAUUGGACGCCCGUCCAGAGUAUCGAAGAGCAAAGCUAGUUGCCAAUGAAGGAAUGCCUCUUGCGAUUACUACCGGACUCCAACGCUCUUCGAGAUUAAUGAGUACUUUGGGCUCCAAUCUGCUCUUAAUUCUGCCUGCAUCAAAUCCAACUCAACCAGAACUUCCGGCUGGAUCUGUGGUUUCUGCUCUUGUAGUUGGGAGGAUCUAA
This is a messenger RNA of Auanema sp. JU1783, 1380 nucleotides long. The record is from the annotation of a GenBank genome assembly. Lineage: Eukaryota; Metazoa; Nematoda; Chromadorea; Rhabditida; Rhabditidae.